This is a messenger RNA of Diaporthe citri, 567 nucleotides long. RefSeq lists its product as uncharacterized. The record is from RefSeq and is a predicted model, not a curated record. Lineage: Eukaryota; Fungi; Ascomycota; Sordariomycetes; Diaporthales; Diaporthaceae. Gene Ontology annotation, molecular function: oxidoreductase activity, acting on paired donors, with incorporation or reduction of molecular oxygen; monooxygenase activity; iron ion binding. Bases 1 to 567 code for a protein of 188 amino acids. The transcript has 4 exons.
AUGUGGCCAAUAUGGAUCCUGUUGCUCUUCGCAGGGCCCGUGUUCCGCCUGAUCAGCAGCAUCUUCUCCUUCGCUCAACACUAUCGCGCUGCGAAGAAGAAGGGAAUACCCAUCUCCGACGAGAUGCGCCAGGAGAAGCUAGCCGAACCAUCCCGUGCGGGCGGCGAGUCCGGGAAAAUGGACGCCGGUCUUGAACUACUGUUUUCACAUACUCAAGUCUCGGUCGAACCGGAAUUGCAGGGCUGGAUCCAAGAGGAGGUGGACCACGUCUACGGCACCUCCGCACUGCAUUCGUCGACCCUCGAGUGUGAGCAGUACUUCUACAGACUCAAGCAUUGCCUGGCGUUCAUGGAGGUCGCGCCGCUACCUGUUGCCAAGGAGUUGUUCUUCCCGUGGUCGCUGGGGGCGCGCAACUGUCCCGGCAAGAAGUUUGCCCAGGUCGAGUUCGUGGCCGUCAUGUCAUACGUGUUGCGAUUGUACAGAGUGGAGGCGAUUCCGCUCAAGGGCGAAAGCCCGGAAGACACCCGAAAACGGAUCUGGGACUGGACACAGGAGAGCAAGGCGUAG